UUUGGACAUUAUUACCGGGUUGGGCGGGCCCUGUCUGGGAGGGGUUCGUGGGUGAGCCCUGGGUCUCCCCGCCCGCUGAGGAGAUGGAUGAGGACGGGCUUCCUCUCAUGGGGUCAGGCAUAGACCUGACCAAGGUGCCAGCUAUUCAACAGAAAAGAACGGUGGCAUUUCUAAACCAGUUUGUGGUGCACACUGUACAGUUCCUCAACCGCUUUUCUACAGUUUGUGAGGAGAAACUGGCAGACCUUUCUCUUCGUAUCCAGCAAAUUGAAACAACUCUCAAUAUUUUAGAUGCAAAGUUGUCAUCUAUCCCAGGCCUAGAUGAUGUCACAUUUGAAGUAUCUCCUGUAAGUGUCACUGGCAUCACAAAAGAAUCACAUUCUGAAACCACUUCAGAGAAAUCACAGAACAGUUUACAAGACUCUGGACCACAGGAAAGUGAAGUAACACCAGAAAAUAUCUUAACUGUAGCCAAGGAUCCAAGAUAUGCCAGAUAUCUCAAAAUGGUUCAAGUGGGUGUUCCAGUGAUGGCAAUAAGAAACAAAAUGAUAUCGGAAGGACUAGACCCAGAUCUUCUUGAGAGGCCAGAUGCUCCAGUGCCUGAUGGUGAAGGUGAAAAAAAUACAGAAGAAAUUUCAGACAGUGAAUCUUCUUUUAGUGACUAAGCUUAAUUUUGAUAACAGUUACAUAUACAUGUGUAGGUAUACAUUACAUUCUAUGAGAAAGAGAACCUGAACUUGAACUCUAGUCAUAAAAAUAUCAACUGGCCAUAUAUCCACCACCAAACUUCCUCUAUGUUAAAAAAUAAAAAAUAAAGUGUUUAUAACCUGGCA
Callorhinus ursinus (northern fur seal) is the source of this 833-nucleotide messenger RNA. It is a transcript of the gene WASHC3, whose product is annotated as WASH complex subunit 3. Lineage: Eukaryota; Metazoa; Chordata; Mammalia; Carnivora; Otariidae. Gene Ontology annotation, biological process: actin filament polymerization; exocytosis. The record is from RefSeq and is a predicted model, not a curated record. Gene Ontology annotation, cellular component: WASH complex.